UGUUCUCGCACGCCACCACCUGUGUCACACACACCACGAUUCAGUAGUCUACCAAGCACCGAACGACAGGCGGAUAUGUUGCUACCUGGGAGAGCAGACGGAUGGGUGAAUAGGCAGCAGCAUGGGCACCAACAGCAGGGGAGACGGUCACAGGCGAUCAUAAACACCAACCUGAAGACGGAGCUAUGCCGGAACCACACCAAAGGAUUCUGCACUUACGGGGAUAGGUGUGCUUUCGCCCACGGCAGGGAAGAGCUCAAGUACCGCACUCUCAGGGAAAUGCAGAACGCUGGGCGCAUUCCCGACGCAGUCAAGUACCGCUGCAUCCCGUGCAUGACCUGGGUCGCUACGGGGAGCUGCCCGUACUCUUCACGUUGCGUGUUUAUCCACGACCCUCGCGUCCAAGGGCGGCAGGAGGCGUGGCUGUACGCCGGCUCUCACAUGUCCUCCGCGUACCACUCGAGCGACUCGGCCUUCUUCUUCCCGGAUCUGCCACGAGAUCCCGACAGCCUGCUUCCGAGAGACUCUUCGUUGUACGACCUCGACCCCGCCAUGUGCGCGGCCAAAGACCGUGCGGACAGGGCCGUGUACAACAUGUGGUACUCGUUCGUCUCGGUGCUAACCGAUAUCGAAACGGACAAGGCUCAUCCCAGCGGCGCCUCCGCCAAGUCUGGGGCCGCCGACGUCUUCCCCGCCCCUUCCCCCUCCUCGAGCGAAUCCACCCUAGCCCUCUCAGACCGCAGCAGCAGCUUCGGCUCCGACUACUCCAUCAGUCCCACCAACGGCGGCGGAGGCGGCAGCGUUUUUGCGGCCGGCGGGUUCAGAGCCAAUCGCACCGUGGCUGCUACCGGCGGCGGCGGCGGCGGCGAAAAGGCUGCCGUCGACCACCGCCAGGCGGCGGAGCGACGCAUCGCGUGCGGAGGCUGCCCCCGUCUCGCGUCUUUCGUCCAUCUUAGCCGCGGUGUGCCGAUGGGUCCCGCCACGCCGCCAUCCCCGGACGCGGAAGUUGCAGGUUUUCCGUUCGAAGAUUCUCAGCUCGUCGCGUUCUCCAGGGGUAACACUCCGGGUUCUGCGGCCAGCAGUUAUCAUCCGCGCUUCAACGAUGAAGAAUUUUCGCCAGCAUCAACGCUGGCUGCGGGCGGCGCCGGCUCACCGGCAUUUUCGAUGCCCGCCGACUACCCCUCUUCCCCGCCGAAGUCGUCUCGGUCGGGCGGCCGGCCCACUCUCAGCAGGAGCAGCUCAGCCUCGAUGGCCGACUGCGGCGCUUCUUCUUCUACGGCUGGGGCGCUCCAGGCGACGCUGCCGCGACCGUCCCCGUCUCACCGAAGGCCGGUGGUGAGCACGCAGGUGGACGCCAACGGUAACAUCGUGGCGGCCGUUGCUCGCCGGUCUGCUCCCCAGAUGGUCGCGCCGAGAACCGUCAGCGACAGCAUUGACUGUGCCCACCAACACUGCCAGCGGCACUGCUCGCCCCCGGCAAGGAGGGUCCCGUUCAAGACGGCACGUAUUCCGCCGCACGCCGCGAUCCCGCGCUCGGAGUUCCCGCAGCCGCAGCCGCGCCGGUCGUCGCCACCGCCACCAGCUGCUGCUGCCUUCGCGAAGCAGCUCGCCGAGGAGGCCGAAGCGGAGUCGGUGUGGCUGCGCCUGGCGUGUCCCGACCGAAGGGACGUGCCGCUGCCUCGGGGCCACCACCAUCACUACCCGGAGCGUGUGCGUAUCAGGGCUGCUCUGGACCACCAGAGGUCCUGCGCCUCUUCCUAUAAUAACAACAUGAAGGCCCCUUUCCCACGCAUGACAUGAUAACGUUUGAGUUUUCCCUCUCUCUCUCUCUCUCUCCCUCUCGCCCUCUCUUGCUCUCGACGUUGGUUGUUGCUGCUGCUGAGAGAGGGGGGGGGCGCUCGUUGCCUGGUUUUUAACACAGCUCCGCUUGGGUGUUGGCUGCUUUUGUUCGGACUCUUCGCGCCGCCUGCUGCGAGGGGCCCGAGUGAGCAGCCGUCUGGACGCUGUUGGGCGCGGCUGGGUAUGCUCGCCACGAUCUCCGUGUAAACAGGUCGCGCCUCUAUUCGCCUUGCUUGGGGUUGACGAUUCGCCGGACAUGGUCUGGGCAGGGACGAGGAUAACCUCUCGCUUUCUGGAUGGCGAAAUGUAUGCAAACGAUGCGUGGCUGCAUAUUGACUCCUGUCUUGGAAGAGUCGGCGUAAUUUUUUGAUGAUAUUAGUUGUUACUUUUUGUCCGGUAAACAAGAUUAAUGAAUGACACGUUUUGCGCGAGCGCGCGAUUUUAGUUCUAAUACAAUAGUGGGCAGAAUCACAGCUGAGUGUUGACGCACACAGCAACGAGGUCAGGGUUGAAAAUGCUAGCAUGCGUGCGUAGCACACCUAGCUGUAGGCCUAGACCACUGGGCUGGGAUAGCUGUACCAGGUUCUCUACCAACAGCCCGGGACCCUGGAAGCAUGUGUGUUUGGCGUUGGCUUGUAAGGCUACCCUUGGUCCUCAAGGCGGUGUUGCUGCGUGCAAUUUUCCCCUGACUACGCAGACCCCGACCGGUGUUUGGAGAAUAUAGAUUCCGAAGCUCCCUCUCGAGGGUAGCCUAGCCGAGGCUGAGCUCUCAUGGCGGGAGCUUUGGAGAGGUCCAAAUGUACCUGUCGGCGGUCAGCGGUCAGGCUUAAAACGUUGUUUUCUGUUAUGAUUGUAAAAUUUUGACGGGCUUCCAGUCGUGGCAGACAGGGCGGUCAAGAUCGAGUCAUCACAGUGGUUGGGUUCGUUGUAGUCACGACUCUUGUUGCGCAACGGCCAUCAUUGAUAUUUCCUCGUUCUUUGUCGUGAACGCUGUUGCACGCUCUAGGCAAAAGGGAAUUCGCAUUUUUUUUUUUUUUCGUGUCUCCAAAGGUUUUUUCCUUCCCUGGUGGAAAUCCGUACAGAGGUUGUUGUGAGUGACAAGUGAGAAGAGGUAUAAAAGGAGGGCAGGGCGGAUUUCAAAGGGACUGGGUGUGAUUCGUGGGGUAUUUGGUAUCGCUGCUACAUUCUGACGAUUUAUAACGCUUACAAUGUGUCAGUCGCAUGUUUGGGGUAAAGAUGUGAUGUUCGCAAGACUAAAACAGCUUGUCGAGCACACGGGUAGGGCAUGAGCGCAUGCUGUUCUCUCGUGGGAUGCAUCUCAGAUCACGGGAGGGACAAGGCACACGGGGUAUAUGCUAUUACCGGUUGUGUUGGAGGGGUUCGACGUUGCUCAGGGAAGAAUUUCGAGACGGGAGAGGGCACAAAGCGCCGAAUGGUUUUCGUACACCUGACAAGUCGAUCUACUGAUGCGCCACAUCAUUCGGCGAUAUCAUUGCAAGGCGCUCUUGAUCUGUGUCUGAGCUCAAAUUGGGUGCGUGAGUGGAUACGUACAUGUCGGGUGUGUGAGGGAGCGUUGGGUUAGGUAACAAUGGCGGGGGUAGCUGGGGUUCGUGGGUGGGUAGGAUAGUGGAUGUUAACCGGCAGCGGCUUUGGUGGGGGUAAAGGGGGUCGGGGAGUUGGAAGGAGUCUUAAAUUUGAUGCAACGCCGUAUUUAUUUGUUGUUCUAGAAUUUUCUCAUUCGCCUUUGCUUUGCCGCCUCGCUUGGCCAGGGAAAAACAGGUGUUACAUUUUUUGUGCGGGCCUGCAAUCGACAUGUUUUUUUGGGGAUAUUUUGUACUGGGUGGACCUCUGUUGGGUAAAAUGUAUAGCAAGGGGUUCGCAUUUAUGUGUAGUCAUGGGGGUUCGGGGAUUUUAAUUAAGAGGCCGAGGUCGUGUGCCGCAGCUGGGGCCUAGACGUGGACUAGAAUAUUCAUGUGCAUGCGUAGUUCAACUGAAUGCCUAACCUUGCGUAGCUUCCAUGAGUGUGAAAGUACAUGUGUAUUUGAAUAAGAAGGACCGUAUCGAUGUAUGGGGGGGGAGGGAGGGGGAUACAACGGCGUGCGACGGACUGCUUGAUAUUCGACAACCGGCACGGAGAGAGCGUGCUGGCCGUAUCGAUGAUACCCCAUGACGACACCAAUAAUAAGUCGCCUACAGCGACAAGAUGAAAGAAGUAAUUUAGAAAUGUUGUAUUUCUGUUUUGCCCAACCCAGUAGCAGCAUCAAAAAUGAAAGUGAAUGCGAGAUGUGGUUUGAGGUUGAUCAUUGUCUCGAGUGGAUUUUGUCUGUCAGGGAUUUGAGGUGUGCAGGCUCAACCCACACUGCGAAAAUAAUUUUCAUUUAUCUCGUUAUGUAUGUACUUCUACAUGGGUAAACUCUUAUGAAGCGUGACAAUAGAUGUUGAACUGUUUUUUUUUUGUGGCUGACGGGGCUGCUGUACGCUUGGUUGGCCGAACGAUAAUGGUCGCAGCAUCGAUGCAUGGAGACAGCGAGCUGUUGGCAAUCACGUCAGAUGUGCAACCCCUCACGAAAAAAGUCGUUAGGCGAUGAAUGCUGACUCGGGAAGUAAAUCGCAGCAAGCAACUAGUUUCGGGUGUUGGGAAUACCACGUGCACGUUGGGAUCCUAACUUUCAUCUCAAAAAUUGAAGUAAGUAGUAGCGCGUUUGGAUGAACCGACCUCCCGUUGUCGGGCGUAGAAGAUGCGUGUGUUCGUGUCAGAGUUGAGCAACGUGCGUCAGGAAGGCUGCUGCAGGUAACUGCGAUUCGGGCCGCUUCCGCGAUGUAGGACGAGGUUUCAGAUGGGCUGGGUAAACGCACGCAAUGCGUUUAUGAUCUUUUCAGCGGCGUCGGAUGAUGAGAGUUUUGCGUCCUUGCAUCAAGAGUGAGAUGUAAACGAGCCUCAGUCUGCUUCGGCAUGCGUCACUGGAAGGUCGCAGACGAAGGGCGGUAUACAAUUUGUGUGUGUUCAUAUGCCGGAGUACCUAUCUAUGCUUGCUGUUGUGUUUGAUCUCUCUGCGUUUUUGAGUGUGUUUUCUACCCUCAUUCUGCAUUUUUUUGCAUGCAGGGCCGUUAUUCCAUCCCUUACAUUGAACCUAGGGGACGGGUUAAAGUAUUUGUAUGAUUUAUGCUUUAUGUUAUAUAUAGCCUCGGGGGGGCAAAGUUCUUGAGAGUGUAUUUUAGGAUUGUCUCUCUUGUGUAACGGUAGCAGGUACUGGCUGAGGUGAUUGAUGUCUUGACGGACUGCGUUCGCACCGGACACGUGUGACUUCACUACCACGACGGUAGACGGUACAUUCUGGAUCAACGGCUCAACGUGAUGCAGGGCACCUGGGUAGCAGUAAGAGGUAGUACUGCAGGCGGGGAAGGCACGGCUGGGUUGUGUGCAUGUUCUGAGAUCGUUACGGUGACACAGGGUUUCCGCCUCGUCCUCCUCCUCCCUGGUUGGAAUGUUGCUGUUGCAGUGGGGCAAGAGACGGUGGAGUGAGGGAGAAAGGGGCGCGGCCCCUUUGCAAUGUACUGCACACUCUGUUUUUGUCAUCAUCAUGAAGGAGGGGGUCCCUCCAACGUCCCCUGGGAGGUGCUUCUUUCUUGUCCUUGUCCUUGGCUAUCUUCCAGGCGUGUCGACAGUGUGUAGAUUUUUGUCAUCGAAUAUCUCCUGCCAGGCUGACCGACCAGGCAGGGUCAAAAC
Messenger RNA from Ectocarpus sp. CCAP 1310/34, 5566 nucleotides. The record is from the annotation of a GenBank genome assembly. Lineage: Eukaryota; Phaeophyceae; Ectocarpales; Ectocarpaceae.